UCUAGCUUAUUCCUCAUAAAUAGCCUACUUGUGGUUUCAUGUAAUGAAAGCUUAGUAAUCUUAAUUUCCAACGGAAAAAUUAUGAAGUGGGGAUGCUUUUGUUAUUGCAGUCCUGUCGACGAGGAUAAAGAACAACCCUCCGUUAUCAAGGUGAGCAACAGUACAAAAGAGCAUCAAUGGGAGGUUUACUCUCUUAAGGAGCUAUUACAAGCUACAAACAAUUUUCACGAAGAUCAUAAAAUCGGCGAGGGAGGUUUCGGAAGUGUUUAUUGGGGUAGAACAAGCAAAGGUGACGAGAUUGCGGUGAAACGACUAAAGGCCGUGACAAUGAAGGCAGAAAUGGAAUUUGCAGUUGAAGUGGAAAUACUUGGAAGGGUCAGACACAAGAAUUUGUUGGGUUUAAGAGGAUUUUAUGUUGGAGGUGACGAAAGGCUUAUAGUUUAUAAUUUCAUGCCAAAUCAUAGCUUAAUCACUCAUUUGCACGGUCAUCUUGCAGCCGAUGUGUUAUUGGAUUGGCCUAGAAGAAUGAACAUCGUGCUCGGAUCCGCAGAGGGAUUAGUGUAUUUGCAUCAUGAGGCCAACCCGCACAUAAUACAUAGGGAUAUCAAGGCAAGUAAUGUGCUACUUGAUGCCAAAUUUGAAGCAAAAGUAGCUGAUUUCGGGUUCGCGAAACUAAUCCCCGAAGGCGUAAGUCAUGUGACAACCAGAGUAAAAGGUACGUUGGGAUACUUAGCUCCUGAAUAUGCAAUGUGGGGAAAAGUAUCAGAAAGUUGUGAUGUUUAUAGUUUUGGAAUUCUACUUCUUGAAAUCAUUAGUGGUAAAAAGCCUCUUGAGAAACUCCCCGGCGGGAUAAAGCGUGAUAUCAUCCAAUGGGUUACUCCUUAUGUUGAAAAAGCAAAUUACAAUGACAUUGUUGAUCCAAGGUUAAAGGGUAACUUUAAUAAAGAAGAACUGAAGAAUGCAGUUGAGAUUGCUCUUCGUUGUACGGCUAAACCGGAGAAGCGGCCAAGUAUGAUUGAAGUUGUUGAUCGGUUAAAGAACGGUAUUAUUAGUACUCAUAAGAAAGAAGUUAUGCAAGUAAAAGAUUGUCUGGAUGUCAGUGAAGAUCAGUACACAAUUGAAGAUUAUGAAGAUGAAGAGGAGGAUGAGGAUACUGAUUAUGAAAGAUUUCAAUCAAGAGCUAAAAGAAAUUGGGAUGAACUGAAAAUUAGAUAUUGAUAUGCGGAUUUGGGUGCCUUUGUAUUGUACGUAUAUAUAAUUAUAACAAGAACAAACACUUGUGUGUAACAAAGUAUGUGCUGUAAUGUAGAUGGCCCUGGUUUGAACU
Messenger RNA from Papaver somniferum (opium poppy), 1327 nucleotides. RefSeq names its product PTI1-like tyrosine-protein kinase At3g15890. Gene Ontology annotation, molecular function: protein kinase activity; ATP binding. The coding region runs from base 82 to 1218 and encodes 378 amino acids. The record is from RefSeq and is a predicted model, not a curated record. NCBI's taxonomy places the organism in Eukaryota, Viridiplantae, Streptophyta, Magnoliopsida, Ranunculales, Papaveraceae. The transcript has 3 exons. Gene Ontology annotation, biological process: protein phosphorylation.